Salpingoeca rosetta is the source of this 806-nucleotide messenger RNA. RefSeq lists its product as uncharacterized. Gene Ontology annotation, biological process: translation. The coding region runs from base 88 to 681 and encodes 197 amino acids. The record is from RefSeq and is a predicted model, not a curated record. Lineage: Eukaryota; Choanoflagellata; Craspedida; Salpingoecidae. Gene Ontology annotation, molecular function: RNA binding; structural constituent of ribosome. The transcript has 5 exons. Gene Ontology annotation, cellular component: cytosolic large ribosomal subunit; ribosome.
CCUGCAUCACAAGUACCGAGUACCGCUGCACCGCAUCUGCCUUUUUCCUUUCCAUCUCCCCCAACAUCGCGUGUGCAUCAGCUGAAGAUGGUGAACUGCCGCUUGCAGAAGAGGUUGGCCGCCAGCGUGCUCAAGGUUGGCCGCCGCAAGAUCUGGAUUGACCCCAACGAGGUUACAGAGAUCUCCAACGCCAACAGCCGCAAGAGCGUGCGCAAGCUCAUCAAGGAUGGCCUCAUCAUCAAGAAGCCCCAGAUUGUGCACUCCCGCUCCCGCGCACAGCGUCACCUCGAGGCCAAGCGGAAGGGCCGCCACACAGGCCAUGGUAAGCGUAAGGGUACCGCCAACGCCCGUAUGCCUGUGAAGGUCCUGUGGAUGCGGCGCCAGCGUGUCCUUCGCCGUCUUCUGAAGAAGUACCGCGGCACCAAGAAGAUCGACUCCCACCUCUACCACGAGCUCUACCUCAAGAGCAAGGGUAACGUGUUCAAGAACAAGCGUGUGCUUAUGGAGUACAUCUUCAAGCGCAAGGCAGAAGCCGCCCGCCAGAAGCUGCUCGCAGACCAGGCCGAGGCCCGCCGCCAGCGCAACAAGGCCGCCCGCCAGCGCCGUGCAGACCGCCUCGCCAAGCGCCGCGAAGACCUCAUUGCUUCUGCUGCUGCUGUUGACAAGAAGCAGAAGAAGUAAGCGUGCAUGAUGGGGGAAAUGUGGUGUUUGUCUUUUGGUGCUGUCUGGUCCUUUGUGCGCGAUGGCAGUGUAUGCUCUCGCUCUCGUUCAUCAAUACACAGCCAUAACGGUUCACAAGAAAGAAG